Exophiala aquamarina CBS 119918 is the source of this 654-nucleotide messenger RNA. RefSeq lists its product as uncharacterized. The record is from RefSeq and is a predicted model, not a curated record. The transcript has a single exon. NCBI's taxonomy places the organism in Eukaryota, Fungi, Ascomycota, Eurotiomycetes, Chaetothyriales, Herpotrichiellaceae. Bases 1 to 654 code for a protein of 217 amino acids.
AUGGAUACCCCGGCUUCUCUCCUACCUAUCCUUGCAGUGAGCACUGGUGUCAUUUUAGAUGUUGGCCCUGGCGCUGGGCACCAAGUAUUCCGCUUUUCUAACGUUGACGGCAUCAAGUCCAUAUAUGGGGCCGAACCGGGCGAGAGCAUGCAUGCAGCUUUGAAAAGGCGUGCUACGCAGGCUGGCCUUGGUGGCAAAUACUACGUCUUGAGUUGUGAAGCUAAACUCGAAUCUUUGGUGCCAGUGCUUGUGAAGGCCGGGGUCCUCAAGCCCAGUGAUACUCAGGGAGGGGACACUCCAUUCGAUGAGAUCGUCUGCAUUCGUGUGCUCUGUGGGGUUCCUGAUCAGGACGCGGUGAUAGAAGGGCUGUACAGCCUUCUCAAACCUGGCGGAAGGAUGGUUGUAUGCGAGCAUGUGAUCAAUUCGGGGGAUAGUGCGAACGGCGGCACUGCAGUCGGUCGUUUUCUCCAGCGACUGUACAUGUGGAUGGGUUGGAGCCCUUUGAUGGGAGGCUGUGAGUUGACAAGGGAUACUCUGGCGUCCCUGCACAAGGCUGCGGAGAAAGAUGGCGGCUGGGACAAAAUUGAUGUGGAACUCUGCGAUCCUUACAGUACGAUUCCUCAUAUUGUGGGAGCAUUGGUGAAAAGAAAGUAA